AUGAAAUGCCCUGACCUAAAAAAACUCAUCGAAGGCGACACGUCCUUGCAGCUGAAAAGAAUUCGUAUACCAAAUACGAAUCACAUAAUCUACUGUGAUACAUCAACUUCAGAAGUUCGACCGUUUAUACCGCAAGCGCAUCGCAGAUUGAUUAUCGAGAAAAUGCAUUGCAUCGCACAUGGUGGUGUGCGCGCAACCACCAAACUCGUCAAAGAACGCUUCGUAUGGCCAAAUAUGGGUAAAGACAUCGCCAAGGAGGUACAACACUGCCUAAGCUGCCAAAAAGCUAAGGUCAGCAGACACGUUCGCGCGCCAGCACAACAAUUUUCACUGCCCGCAUGCAGAUUUGAACACAUCAAUAUCGACCUCAUUGGACCCCUUCCGCCGUCGGAUGAGUACCAGUACUGCCUUACAAUUAUCGACCGGUACACGCGUUGGCCUGAAGCCGUACCGGUGAGGGACAUAUCAGCAGAAACAGUCGCCAGGAAACUCGUAACAGUUUGGUUUGCAAGGUUCGGGAUACCAGCACGCAUCACUACCGAUCAGGGAAGACAGUUCGAAUCUCAACUGUUCAAUGAGCUGUCUCGCAUGCUGGGCAUAACCCACCUGCGCACAACAGCAUACCAUCCACAGGCAAAUGGUAUUAUCGAGCGUUGGUACCGCUCUCUGAAAACAGCGAUUGCUUGUCAUGAACGCCAAGACUGGAUAAAACGUCUACCACUGAUCCUGCUAGGCCUACGCACAGCUUUUAAACCCGAUAUUGGGACAACUGCUGCACAACUAGUUUACGGUACUACAUUGCGGUUACCGGGGCAGUUCUUUAGCGAAACUCAGGUAAUUCGCCCACAAUCAGAAUUUGCCAAACAACUCGCCGACACAAUGCAGAAAGUGCGCCCUACUCAAACCGCAAAUCACGAUGCAUCUAAAACAUUCGUAUUCAAAAAACUCGCGGACGCAACGCAUGUGUUUGUACGGCACGACAAGAUGAGGCCAGCAUUUCAACCAACAUAUGAUGGUCCAUACCCCGUAGUCUCAAGACAUCCAAAGCACUUUACGGUACAAAUCAACUGUAGCAACGUAAAUAUCUCCAUAGAUCGACUAAAGCCAGCAUUCAUCGAAUUCAGUCAACCAGACACACAAUCAUCAGCAACGUCGACUCAACAAAAGUGUAGUCAUCCAUACGAAGUACCACCGAUAGUAGAUCAAACUCAUUCGAAUGAAUCAUCAACGACAACUUUGCCUCAACAAGAUUCAGCAUCAUCGUCGGCGAAAGCAUCGCCAUUUAAGCAAACUACUUCGCCGGAGCCACAAACAAAUCGUUCUGGACGCAGGAUAAGACUCCCCGUCCGUUUCAGGACUUAA
Molecule: messenger RNA, 1362 nt
Organism: Rhagoletis zephyria (snowberry fruit fly)
Lineage: Eukaryota; Metazoa; Arthropoda; Insecta; Diptera; Tephritidae
Biological process (GO): DNA integration
Molecular function (GO): nucleic acid binding
Source: RefSeq, a predicted model, not a curated record